AUGAUAAUGCCGGCGAUCUCUUCGGGACCAAACGGCGAGAUGAAGCCGGACUGCAGUCACGCCAUGAGUGCGACCAAAACGGAGUGCGCCGGCUGUGGCUCAUUCAUAAUGGACAGGUACUACCUGUCGGCGGUGGACAGGCAAUGGCACGUCCAGUGUCUCAAGUGCUCGCAAUGCAAGAUCGCGUUGGACUCAGAGCUCACUUGCUUUUCACGUGACGGACACAUCUAUUGCAAGGAAGACUACUAUAGGAUCUUUGCAAUGAAGCGGUGCAGUCGUUGCGGACAAGGGAUAUAUGCGUCCGAACUAGUCAUGAGAGUUCGCGACAACAUAUACCACAUGCAGUGUUUCACAUGUGCCUGGUGCAACACGACGCUAGCACAGGGCGAUUACUUCGGCUUAAAGGAUAAUCUAGUCUAUUGUCGCACUCACUACGAAAUGCUCACUUGCGGUCACUUUCUGCUGACGUCGGAGAACGCCAUUCACCCGUCGGCUCACGACAGGAACGGCUCGUCGCAGCCAAUUAUGCCGGCCUACGGAUCCAUAUACUCCGGCGCACCGACCACUGCGGGCGGCGGCGCUGUGACCGCCGUCACCGGUGUCCGCAAAGGCAGGCCUCGCAAGCGAAAGGCCACGGAUGGCACCCCUAUUCACGACACACACUCGCCCGGAGUGGCCACGACUCCCAGCGCACAAAGUCCUACAUUAGCCAAUUCAAUAGACAGUAACGUCGUGUCAAACCUGAGCUCAAGCCUCGACACGGGCUGUAUGAGCGAUGGACAGUCAUCAAUGAACGGGUCGUCUCUGGUGCUGUCGGGUCACGCCUCGGGCCAGAGGACCAAACGUAUGCGCACGUCAUUCAAGCACCACCAGCUCAGGACAAUGAAGUCCUACUUCUCCAUCAAUCAAAACCCUGACGCCAAAGAUCUUAAACAACUGUCGCAGAAGACCGGCCUCUCCAAGAGGGUCCUACAGGUUUGGUUUCAAAACGCGAGGGCGAAAUGGAGGCGAAAUAAUCUGAAACUCCCCGACGGACAGGACAUCAGUCUUGGCGGCAGUCAAUCAUUAUUAGCGCAUCCGUCGACACCAUCGACAGGCAUCGACAGUCCUAACGGUUCCACUCGUCCCUUCUCAUCGCCAUCACCGACACUAUCCGUGAAUGACAACCACAGCCACACCGGCAGUAGUAUAGAGUUUAAUCAAUCAUCACAUCCAGAAUCGAUCAUUCCUUUGGCCACUUUCCAGGAGUUAUUUUGAACGCUAUAUAAAAGUAAAUUAUAUAUAAAUAUCAUAAAAACAUUAUAUAAAUGACAAGAGAGUCGCAG
Messenger RNA from Oppiella nova, 1325 nucleotides. NCBI's taxonomy places the organism in Eukaryota, Metazoa, Arthropoda, Arachnida, Sarcoptiformes, Oppiidae. The record is from the annotation of a GenBank genome assembly.